Messenger RNA from Postia placenta MAD-698-R-SB12, 672 nucleotides. RefSeq lists its product as hypothetical. The record is from RefSeq and is a predicted model, not a curated record. NCBI's taxonomy places the organism in Eukaryota, Fungi, Basidiomycota, Agaricomycetes, Polyporales, Adustoporiaceae. The coding region runs from base 1 to 672 and encodes 223 amino acids. The transcript is spliced from 4 exons.
AUGGUUCUCCGUUGGACAAAGAGAGACCCCGCUGCAAUCCGCAAGGCCGCGAAAAACAAGUCAAAUGUGAAGAACGAGGAAUCACAGAACACAAUACCCAUCGCACAGCCAAGCCCUCGCAUGUCGCGCACCAAUUUUGCUACCAUCCUCGACCACCAAUGGUCCAUUGAUCUAGCCACCCAGACCAUCACUGUCGCCACAGACGAUGUACACAUGCACGACGAUGACCGCGACUACAUCGAGCUCGCAGCCGAGUUGUCAGCCGUCACUCUCGACGGUGCCACCAUCACGCCACAUUGUGACACACCCGAUUCUGUGGGCCCACUCACCCCUGCUCCGUGGACGUCCCCAUGGGGCGCGCAAUGUGCCUCCCCGGAAUCCAACAAACACUCUGUGGCAUACUCCGCAGAGUCUAGUACGCCAGGGUCUGAGAGGCCUGACACUCCGAUGGAGUGGACCACGCUAUGGGACGCAUCUUGUGUCUCCCCGGAAUUCGGCAAAGAGUCUGUGGCGCACAUAGGAUCGCCACACGACUUCUACGUUUCGGACACGAUUCUGAACUCGGUGUGGGUCAGCACGGCUAGAGUCGGACUGGGCUUCGACGUGGACAUCAUGGCCGCUGACACAUGGAAUGCUUGGACAACGACGGGAGCCCAUGGGGUCUGGGAGUGA